AGGGGCAGGCGGGACGGUCCAGCCGUGCUGCGGUAUGAGAGUACGUGGUCAUCAGUUCGCAAUGGACCCUUACAUAAUCGAUUUCCGUUUUCAUUAGGUCUUGCUGUCUGUCGUUCGUAGUCAGGUCCACGGGAGACACGACAGCGCGCUCCUCGCCGGCCGUCAUGUCCCGGGGGUUUGACGAUCACGAGAUCUGAGGCUGCAGACGAAGAAAACUUUCCACCUGCGAUUCUUUAAAGAAACGAAACCAACUCGAUACGAUGCUCUGGUGAAACGUCUGUUUCAGGACAUCCUGCAUCUACGUUGUCAAAACGAGUAGUUUGCGGUUUGUGUUGUUUCUUCCUAAAAGCGGAAGUUACAUACCGCUUUUCGAUUGGCGUCGCCGCCGCUGUUGUUCAUAAGGGCAGGUUCCUGUUUUUCAGACCAUGGCAAACGAGCACUCUCCUCUUCUUGUUCACGGGGUGUACAGCAUGAUGGGUGAUGCUGAAGACUCCAGGGCCAGACCAGCAGAGACAGGAGAGGCAUCCCCCAAAUCAAACCCCCGUAAACUCAACACCUUCUUUGGCGUCAUGGUGCCCACCAUCCUCUCCAUGUUCAGUAUUGUGCUCUUUCUUCGCACGGGUUUUGUUGUGGGUCAUGCUGGUCUUCUCCACGGCCUCUUAAUGCUGUUUGUGGCCUACUUCAUCAUCUCCUUGACAAUCCUGUCUAUAUGUGCUAUUUCAACUAAUGGUGCUGUGGAAGGAGGCGGGGCCUACUUCAUGAUCAGUCGUUCUCUGGGUCCAGAGUUUGGAGGCAGUAUCGGCCUGAUGUUUUACCUGGCGAAGGUAUGUGCGUGUGGCGUUUAUGUACUUGGUCUGGUGGAGGCCAUACUGGACGUCUUUGGCAAGGAUCCAGGCUCUGCUGUGUCACAUGACCUGCGUGUUUUGCCACAGGGUUACUGGUACACCGUGCUGUACUCCUCUUUAGUGCUGUUGCUAUGUCUGGUGGUGUGUCUGGUUGGUGCUCACAUCUACGCCAAAGCCUCUUUUAUCAUUCUGCUGGUGGUGACGGUGUCCCUGAUCUCUAUCAUCAUCAGCCCCCUGAUACUCAGUCCACAGCACUUCAACAUCACACACACGUACGGCAACAACCACACCGUCACUGUCAGCCCCAGCUACACAGGCUUCAACGGCACUACUUUGAAAAACAACCUCGGACCACACUACUCUUUGGACUACAGUACCAACACAAUGAUGUCUUUCGCCACUGUCUUUGCUGUGAUGUUCACCAGCUGCACAGGCAUCAUGGCAGGAGCCAACAUGUCGGGUGAGCUGAAGAACCCCAGUGAGUCAAUACCUAAAGGGACCAUUAUGGCGGUGUCAUACACCUUCACUGUCUACGUGCUUCUCUUCCUGCUGCUGAGCUCCACCUGCGACAGGUUGUUGUUAAUCAAUGAUUACGCAGUGUUUCAGCGUGUGAACGUGUGGCCUCCGUUCGUGACCAUUGGAGUGUACUGCGCGUCUCUCUCAGCUGCUAUGUGCUCCAUGAUAGGUGCUUCUCGAAUCCUCCAUGCGCUUGCUCUGGACCAGCUUUUUGGUCUGCCUCUGGCUCCGGCUACAGUCACGUCCAGCUCUGGGAACCCAUGGGUGUCUGUGCUCUACACCUGGGGUCUGGUGCAGUGUACACUGUUUGCAGGACAGCUGAAUGUGAUAGCUGGUAUUGUGACAGUGUUUUACCUGCUAGCGUAUGCAGCUGUUGAUUUGGCCUGUCUGGCUCUGGAAUGGGCCUCUGCUCCAAACUUCAGGCCAACAUUUCAGUUUUUCUCUUGGCACACAUGUUUGCUGGGUAUUAUAAGCUGUCUGGUAAUGAUGUUCGUAAUAAACCCAGUGUAUUCCUCAGCCAGUAUAGUACUGCUUCUGUUACUUCUUCUGUUCCUGCACUACCGCUCUCCCACCAGCAGCUGGGGCUACAUCAGCCAAGCUCUUAUCUUCCAUCAGGUGAGGAAAUACCUUCUGAUGUUAGACUCCCGUAAGGAUCAUGUCAAGUUCUGGCGGCCUCAGGUCUUGCUGAUGGUGGCAAACCCACGCUCCUCCUGUCAGCUCAUCUGCUUUGUCAACCAGCUGAAGAAAGGAGGGCUGUUUGUCCUUGGGCAUGUGCAGAUUGGAGAUCUGGAUGCAUUGCCAGCAGACCCGGUGCAGCCACAGUAUAAUUUCUGGUUGAGUUUAGUGGAUAAGUUGGGUGUAAAAGCCUUUGUGGAUCUGACUCUCUCUCCGUCUGUCAGGCAAGGCACUCAGCAUCUGCUCCGCAUUACUGGACUAGGAGGCAUGAAGCCUAAUACUCUGGUCCUUGGCUUCUAUGACAACUGCUAUCCAGAAGACUACUUCCUGCAGGACCCAGUCUUUUGUGAGGGUGAUAGGGGUGAGGGGGAUAAUUUCGGUGUGGACCUCCCAUCAUUACAGGCUCAUUUUCCACCGGUGCGCCAUGCUGAGAGCCCUCGUGCUCUGCAGCCUGAGGAGUAUGUGAGCAUCAUCCAAGAUGCCAUAAAAAUGGGCAAGAACAUUUGUUUAGGCCGUUAUUUUUACCAGCUACCACCUGAGACCAAAGGCAUAAAUUAUAUGAGGGCAAAUGACAACAUGGACACCAUUGACGUGUGGCCGACCAACCUGCUCUCCCCAGGCACCGCCAGUUACGCAGAUGUGUCCAGUCUUUUCCUGCUUCAGAUGGCGUGUGUCUUAAACAUGGCCAACAGGUGGCGCCGUGCAAGGUUGCGUAUAUUUGUCUGUGUGGAGUCCGAAUCGGGUGACCAGGGCUGGCUGGCCAAAGAGGAGCAGUUUAGAGAUUUGCUGGGAAAGCUGAGGAUUCGUGCCGCUAUUAAGAUUGUGGCGUGGGAUAACGUGGUGCGCAUGUGUAGGGGGCCGAAGCCUGAGGGUCAGAAAGUGACAGAAGACUUCCUGUGUGCCGCGAAUGCCCUUCUGAGGGAACACAGCUCUACGGCAGCAGUCCGCUUCCUGUAUUUGCCCCACCCUCCCUCCAAUUCCCAGCUGUCACAGCAGUACCUGACACAGCUGGACACGCUGACACGAGACCUGGGCCCGACUCUCUUGAUUCACGGGGUCACGCCGGUGACAUGCACUGAACUCUGAAAAACCGUAACCAAAUUGUUUUUGUAUGAUAGGGGACCUCUGGAAUGUUACUGAGAGUGUAAAACGAGUAUAUUUGAUUACUGAUAUUCUCAAAUGGUGAAUGAUUUUGAGGACCAAACAUCAUAAACUGGUAAAAUAUGUUCUCUUGGUAAACGGAUAGCAGGUGUGUUUUGGGUUAAUGGGUAAAUACUGCCAAUCAUUAUAUAAUGCAUUUAUUUUUGUGUUCUCAAUUUUUUUUUUUUUACGUUAAGUUCAGUGUUGGUGGUGAGUGCUUGCAUAUGUUGCGAUUCAUGUUUGUUUGUGCAAGAUACCGCAUAUGGAAAAAAGUCAUUGAAAGAGGUCUUAAAUGAGAUAUGGUUACAGUUGGCACAGUAAUAGGGCAGAGUGAGUCAGUUUACUCACUUUUUGUUUGUUGUUUAUUAUUGUAAUGCACUCUUGGAGAAUUUUGUUAAUCAUUUCUGCGUUCCUUGAUUAAAAAAAACAGGCCCUUUGCACCCCUUUUGUCCCAGUUAGAGCUUGUGAUCAGUUAAGGACCCCUUAUUUUUGGCCAUGGAAGAAUUACUGUUCUCAACUUUUGCAUUUAGAGCUCUUUCAUUGGAUUUAUGCAUUCAUAGUGUAUUUUCUGUCAUUUUGCCAUUCAUAUAGACAUGUUAUUUAUUAUUAUUACAUUUGUGUUUGUGUAUACAAGUAAGUCUUCUUGUGCACUAGUUUUCGUUCAGUCUGGAUUUCAUAUUGUGUGCCUCAAGAAAUUGCCCUGACUAUUUGCAUUA
Molecule: messenger RNA, 3892 nt
Organism: Puntigrus tetrazona (Sumatra barb)
Lineage: Eukaryota; Metazoa; Chordata; Actinopteri; Cypriniformes; Cyprinidae
Gene: slc12a9
Product: solute carrier family 12 member 9
Exons: 14
Coding region: 426-3122 (898 amino acids)
Biological process (GO): potassium ion homeostasis; potassium ion import across plasma membrane; chloride ion homeostasis
Cellular component (GO): membrane
Molecular function (GO): potassium:chloride symporter activity
Source: RefSeq, a predicted model, not a curated record